CAAGCACCGACGACCUCCGUACACAUACACUCCUUGUGCCCACUCAGAUUUCUCGUUCUUUUGGUCGGAGCACUCCCGCCCUUUCGAGGGCUAUACGACCCGGGGACGACAAUCAGAAAGAAGGAUGAGACCAGUUCGACGUGGGUGUUAUGUGCCCUCCAGGGUUCCGCCUUGCCUUGCCCAGCCUUGGACAUGAUGGACGACCACCGGCCCUUGCUAGCCCUCCUUCGUGCUCAAUCUUGAGGAGCAUUGGCCCUCUCCUGUUGUCACUAUCCUUCGAGGGACGCCUGACGGAAGCCCGAUCACCAUCAACAAAACGCCGUGGUCUGCCAGACGGAAUUCCCACCUCAUCAUACAUGUGUCCCAUUACUGAUGACGGCCCCCCCUCGAGGAAUCACUACGGCAAAAUGUGGAAAUGAUCAAGAGAAGGCGUGUGGCUUUGCUCAAGCGGAGAUCUAAUGGCCAACCGCUUGUGUUACUGCCCCUGAUCCUCUUGAGCCAUGUGCCCGGACUGUCACCAACACUGCGUGGAAUAUCGCUCCGCAACAGUGCACCCAUAAGCCCAGAAUGUCAAAUGUAUGCAACCGUUCCCCAGUGUAUGUGCCACAUAUGUCUGACAGGUUGUCCGGAUAGUAUGAAUUUCUCAUACUGCAAGCGCCUGAGCCCAGGUCACCGCUCCCGUUACUGCGGUUGAGCACGACCAAGGCUCGCCCGUCUCCUCCUUGAGGCUCAGUCGGUGCUGGUUCAUCGCAAGAGACUCCGAGGACGGCGACAUUGUUGUCAGCUAUGCCACGGCUGCCCCCUGAACGAGCGUCGUCACCAUGCACCCCCAAAUGUCGGCUUAUACGCCAUGCUUAAUGCUUACGAACGAAUCCCCUUCCAGGCUUGAACGAGCGCGAUGCCAUAUUCCGCCUCGAAGUUCUUGCAUGCUCGAUGGACUGCAACAGGGCGAGGUCCCCGUUUCCAUGGCUACACCCUUCCGCUACCGAGUACCAGCUACCUACAGCAGCUAUCUUCCGGCUACCUCGCCCAGCACUACUUCUCCCACUUGGUCAGGGAGGAAGUCAUUGCGAAUGUUGAUCCAGUCAAGGUGCAUCGUCACCCUUCCCCUUGUGCGCUGCCAGUGCCACAAGGUUUCCCCCUUCCCGGCCGGUUGAUGGCGGUCGGGUUGGAUGGGGCUACGGGCACUUCUUCACGCCGACAACAGAAUGGUGGAACCGGAGCGACCGAUUGGACCUUUGGUUCAGUUUGGGGAGACUUGCCUCGUGGCUUGUCUCCGUUCCUGUGCCCCGUUUCAAGAGUCGGCGCCUGUCGCAUCUGACGAAUGUGACAUGGGAAGAUGUUGUUCCUCAGUCAAGCUGCCAAAGCAUGUCUUUGUUGCGCCCACCAUCCCUACUCGAGUCCUGUAUCGGGACACCGGCCGGUUUCAUUGACGCUCUAAGUGGUGUUGAUGUUGCCGGCCGUUUGUGGAGUCGCAGUCACCAGGCUGUGAGGCAUAUAUUGUCGGCAAUCUGGCCUGUCUCCACUCAACUGUCUGGAUUAUCCGGUCAGUAUAUAUAUACGUCUGUGGAUCUAUUCACGGGCUCUCUCAAGGACGGUUUGCUUGUGACUGCGGCCCAGAAUAUGCCCAGUCCUGUCAACCAAGCCUUCGCACUGUCAUCGCACCUCCCCGUCGUGACACGUGCCUCUCCAGGACACACAGCAACCUUCUCAACCCCUUGUCUUGCCUUGAUCGCCCGGCCCAAUGUUCCGCGUUCGUCCUCUCGGUUCCCCCUCCCGGUUUUCGAUAUACGAGGAUGAGCACGUCAGUCUUUGCUAUGUCAAUGUCGAUAUGACUGGCAGACCAUUUGAUUCCUCGAUACAACGGCACUUACUCUCUUCCCUUAUCGUCGGAAGUCCCAGAACGGUACUCUAUACAUUGAUCGAGGUCCCCAACAACUGACGGUUCCUACGCAAGGGACUUGCAAUAUAGGGGAUCGAAAUCAUCCUCACCGGCCCUGGGAACAAGAUAUUCCCGACGAUUAAAGUCGUCCACAUUGCCGUGAGACACGGAAUCCUUUGUCUCAAUUCAGUUAUGGAUUAUACCAUACGGAUUGGGAAACUUGUGUCGGUGGUUAGCCUGUAUCCUUCGGAAAAGGAUCACAGGGCUAAGACUGCCUCUGGGGGGUGUGUCUAGCACCUCGUUGGGACUCCCCUUUUUUCUGCCGUGGCCCUGUAUCCUUAAGAGAAGGAUUACAGGGCUAAGACCGUCCGCCCUGCCCCUCUUGGGGAUGGAGUUUUGUUGCCUUUGUCCUGUAUCCUUGGAGAAGGAUUACAGGCAGUGGCAAAUUCGAUUCAACGUGUCGCGGCGGCGCGUAGGACAAUGGUCCUACGAUCACAUAAGGUUGAACACAAGGGAGAGAUCCACCUCCGCGCUACUUUGGACGCGCAAGCAGAAAAGUUGAACCAGGAACGGGCUCGCCGCGAACAACGCCGAGCUCAAUGCUCAGCAGGUGGCUGCCUAGCCCCUGGUUGGGACUGGUUUGUUUGCGUUCUAGCCGUGUAAUCCUUCUCCGGUCAGAGAAGGAUUACAGGGCUAUUGCUGCCCCGGGGAGGAAGUCUAGCCUUUGGGAGAAGAGGCUGGGUGUGAGUUCUUGAUAUCUAUCGUCCCCUGUGUGGAGGGGGCGACAAACGUUUGUACCGCCAGCGUGGAACUUCCCACUGUGCUACUCUCGGAAUGCAGGAGGGUGCCAUGCUGUACUCGACGGCGCAGGAAGUAGGAUUCCCGCCGUCGACGAUGAAAACUUCUUUUGAAACUA
Messenger RNA from Cladophialophora immunda, 2798 nucleotides. RefSeq lists its product as uncharacterized. NCBI's taxonomy places the organism in Eukaryota, Fungi, Ascomycota, Eurotiomycetes, Chaetothyriales, Herpotrichiellaceae. The record is from RefSeq and is a predicted model, not a curated record. The transcript has 2 exons. Bases 1369 to 1800 code for a protein of 143 amino acids.